Molecule: messenger RNA, 1090 nt
Organism: Rhincodon typus (whale shark)
Lineage: Eukaryota; Metazoa; Chordata; Chondrichthyes; Orectolobiformes; Rhincodontidae
Product: NAD(P)H-hydrate epimerase-like
Exons: 3
Coding region: 130-669 (179 amino acids)
Cellular component (GO): mitochondrion
Molecular function (GO): NAD(P)HX epimerase activity
Source: RefSeq, a predicted model, not a curated record
UGUAAUGAUUGGCGUGUGGCGUGAGGCGGGACCAGGCCCUGAGUCGCUGAAGGGGUGCUGCAGUGGCGGAGGCGCGGCGCUUUCUGCUGCAGGUGCCCCGCUUCCCCCGGAACCCCGCUCUCCCACCGAAUGUUCGGCCUCCGGACCCUGCUGGGCCUUAGCGUUAUCGCCUGGUCUCGCUGUGCCACUCGGGGCUCGGGUUCGCUCGUCUCCCGGGCUCCUGCCUUCCUGUGCCCGAGCCCCCGGGGGCAGCUCAUAGCCGGCUUGAUGGACCGCAAAUGUUCGACAGGGGGCGAGAAGUCGGUCAAAUACCUGGGUCAGGAAGAGGCCCAGGCCAUUGACCAGGAGUUGUUUAGCGAAUACAAGUUCAGCGUGGACCAGCUGAUGGAGUUGGCAGGCUUGAGCUGUGCAACUGCCAUUGCUAAGGCGUACCCUUUGUCGUCACUAAGGAAAGAGACCCCCACCGUGUUGGUGCUGUGUGGACCGGGGAAUAAUGGUGGAGAUGGACUGGUGUGUGCGCGGCACCUCAAACUGUUUGUAAGUUCAGACACACUGCACUCAUUUAAUCAGAGAAGCAAGGUUCCUCGGUAUGCUUUUAACAAUGAGCGUACGGCUUUCCCCACGGUGUCCCAUCAAACACUCCCAGGGACAGGGACGGCAUGGGGUUAGAUUAAGAGGAAAGCUCAGGAAAGUAUAAAUCAUGCUUGUAGGAGCGACAGGAGAUGCACAGGAACAAACCCCCGAGUGCUGAAAAUGUAGAAUGUGAAGACUGUGUGAAGUCAGCAUAGUUUCCCUUGAAGGUAGAGGAGUGAUCUAAAUGUGGGUCUAAGGUGAUGUGAUGGGGUCAAUCGAACCGAGUGUUGGAGUGCAGGACACAGGGAGGAGAGCCCUUGUGAAUGUAGAGCAAGCUCUACCAUGGUUCAAUCGAAUAUCGAAACAGGCUGGAGGGAGUAAACAGGUACUUCAGUGUUCAUCAACAGCAGGGGAUGUGCGGGCUUGAAAUCAUUCUCUCCAUCUCUAUCCCUCUCGCACACGUCCGUCUGUCUCUCUCUCUCUCUCUUCCUCCCCCUCUGUCUGUCUGUCUGUCUCU